ACGUUCAUGAAGUCAAGGCCACGCAAUGCACGCCCGUUUCGCCGCCUCUGUGCACGCGCACACGGAGGCGCGCUCUCCAGGGAGAAGACUCCAGCCCAGAUGGCCUCGUGCCACCUGGUUCCAGGACACAGACUGGCUCAAAGCUGUGCUGUCUGUCAGAUGUGUUCAUCAAACUGAAGGAACAGCAGCAUGUUCACCUGUACCACCUGUCUGAAGCUAGUGGAGGCAAGCUACCUGACACAGGUUUACUCCGGAUGCAAGUUCACCUUCUCCAAGAUCCUGAAUCCCUUCACUCAAACCAAAAGGGUAUAAACACACACACACACACACAAACUCUCUGUCUCUGUCUCUCUCUCUCCGGGGGCCCGAGCGCUGGUGGCUGUGGGAACUACAAGGACUCGUACAAACACAACCCCAUCUACCAGGUGAACCUGGAGAGGCCAGGGCCGCUGCUGGUGGAGCUCCGAGGAUCCAGGCAGUACAGCGUCGGCUUCGAGGUGGUGGCGGUGACGGUGUCGACGGUGGGGGACCCCGGCCCGGCUGCCCCCCAGAAGAGGAACAGUGGAGAUUACAGGUGUGGCUUCUGCUACAUGGAGGCGGACCACGUCCCAGCAGGCCUCUACAACGUCAUCCCCACCACCUUCCUGCCCAGACAGGAAGGACCCUUCUUCUUGGACUUUGCCAGCACCUCGGCCCUCAAGGUCUCCCUGCUCCAGUGAAGAUGGAGCGUGGGCUUCCUUGUUCUCAUGAGAUCACACUGAUUAUGUGACCGCAUCCUGGACUCAACAGGAAGUUACGGUGUUAAAACAUAACAUCUGUGAAACGUCACAUUGUCACAAAGAAAUCAGACAGAAAUACAAUUCAGGGUCUUUCUACCUCUUUUCUAUGGAAAGCCGUGAACACCAACUUGUGCUUCAGAUGCUCUCCACUGCAAAGCCU
Molecule: messenger RNA, 939 nt
Organism: Cyclopterus lumpus (lumpfish)
Lineage: Eukaryota; Metazoa; Chordata; Actinopteri; Perciformes; Cyclopteridae
Product: calpain-7-like
Exons: 4
Coding region: 255-719 (154 amino acids)
Biological process (GO): proteolysis
Molecular function (GO): calcium-dependent cysteine-type endopeptidase activity
Source: RefSeq, a predicted model, not a curated record